GCACGAGCAGGCCCACCAUUCUUGUACUGAUCUGAGUGUUAUGGCUCCGAUUUGAAUAGGUGGAUGCUAGACAUUUGAUUUUCUUGAUUCAUAAUCCGGUCUCGAGUUUUAUAAUUUGAAAAAAAAAAAAGUUGCAAAUUUCCAAAAAUCGUAAUAAAACGAAACCGGCGCUUUCUCAGCUUCCGCUCCACAGAUACGAGAAAGCCUUCGAAAUCAUCAUCUCCUGCAUAACAAAUAAUUCCCCAUGACCCCCAUUGCCAAUUCUCGGACGCGGGCACUCUUUGGAAGACAAUUCUUCUUCAACGUCAACUCUCAAGUCCAAGCACCACUCCUCUUAGUUCUCAGGCACUACUCAUCUUCCAAUGGAGAACAACUGGACGCUGAUAAUGUUAAUGAGCCAAGAAAAUCCUCAAACAAAUCCAAGACAGCUAAAUCAAUGGCAAGACUCAUCAACUCAAAACCCUGGUCAACUGAACUUGAAUCUUCUCUUUUUUCUCUUUCUCCUUCAAUUUCUAAAACCACUUUCUUUCAAGUUCUUCGCUUUAUUGCUUCCCCAUCAAAAGCUUUUGAAUUUUUCAACUGGGCUUCAAGAAACGGGUUCACUCAUGAUAGCCGAUCGUAUUUUAUGAUGCUAGAAAUCUUGGGUCGUAAUGGAAAUCUCAAUAUUGCUCGUAAUUUUUUGUUUUCUAUUGAGAGAAGGUCCAAUGGGAGUGUUAAGAUUGAAGAUAGGUUUUGUAACACUUUGUUGAGGAGUUAUGGUAAUGCUGGGUUGUUUAAUGAAGCUAUAAAGCUUUUUAGUUUAAUGAAGUCAAGUGGGGUGUCACCAUCUGUCAUUACAUUUAAUAGUCUUUUGUUAAUCUUGCUUAAAAGAGGAAGGACUAACAUGGCACAUAGUGUGUUUGAUGAAAUGUGUGGGACUUACGGGGUUACGCCGGAUACAUAUACUUUUAAUAUCUUGAUUAGAGGCUUUUGUAAGAAUUCGAUGGUUGAUGAAGGGUUUAGGUUUUUCAAGGAAAUGUCAAGGUUUAAUUGUGAGCCUGAUGUGGUUACUUACAAUACACUUGUUGAUGGGUUGUGUAGGGCGGGGAAGGUCAGGAUUGCACAUAAUGUGGUUAAAGGGAUGGUUAAGAAAAUGAAGGAUUUGAGUCCUGAUGUUGUUACUUAUACUACUUUGGUUAGAGGGUAUUGUAUGAAACAAGAGAUUGAUGAGGCUCUGGUUGUUUUUGAAGAGAUGGUUAGUAGAGGGUUAAAACCUAAUGAUAUUACCUACAACACCCUUAUAAAGGGUCUUUGCGAAGUGCAGAAGUUUGAUAAGAUCAAAGAGAUUUUGGGGGGAGCUGUGGGGGGUAGAGGGUUUGUUCCGGAUACUUGUACAUAUAACACUUUGAUGAAUUCACAGUGUGAUGCAGGGAAUUUCGAUGAGGCUCUGAAGAUGUUUAAGAAGAUGAAGGAGUUGAAAGUCCAACCGGACUCAGCUACAUAUAGUGUUUUGAUCAGGAAUUUGUGUCAAAGGGGGGAUUUUGAGAGGGCAGAGCAAUUGUUCGACGAGCUAUCUGAUGAUGAUAUUUUGUUACGUGAUGAUGGCUGUACUCCUCUUGUUGCGGCUUACAAUCCAAUUUUUGAUUUUUUAUGUAAAAAUGGAAAGACUAGCAAGGCUGAGAGAGUGUUCAGGCAGCUAAUGAAAAAGGGAACACAAGAUCCUCCUUCAUACAAGACCUUGAUCCUUGGGCACUGUAAGGAAGGUACUUUUGAGGCUGGGUAUAAGCUCCUGCUCUAUAUGUUGAGAAGAGAUUAUGUGCCUGAUUUUGAAACCUACGUGCUGUUGAUUAACGGUUUCUUGCAGAAAGGUGAACCAAUUCUGGCCUACAAGACCCUGGAGAGGAUGCUAAAAAGUUCCUAUCUACCUAAAACUUCUGUUUUCCAUUCUAUACUUUCAGAACUUCUGAAACAUGAUUUUGCCCGUGAAUCAGCUAGCUUUGUUGUAUUGAUGAUAGACAGAAAAAUUAGACAAAAUAUCAAUCUCUCAACACAUACCAUGAGGUUGCUCUUUGGUAGUGGACUGCGAAAUAAAGCAUUCCAGAUUGUUGAAUUACUUUAUGAUAAUGGAUAUGUGGUUGACAUGGAAGAAUUGAUUGGUUUCAUUUGCCAGAAUGGGAAGUUACUAGACGCACAGAAGAUGUUGUCAUUUUGUUUGGAGAAGGGUCACACUGUGGAUAUUAACGUGUGCAAUGUAGUUAUUGAAGGUCUGUGUAAAAUGAAAAGACCUUUAGAAGCAUUUGGGUUGUACUACAAGCUAGUGGAGAAAAGUAACCAUCAGCAGUUGAGCUGCCUAGAAGGUUUGAGAACUGCCUUGGAGGCUGGGGGAAGAUCAGAGGAAGCAAAAUUUGUAUCUAAGAGGAUGCCCGAUGAGAGGCAGCUGGCAGAUCUCUUGUAUAUGGACCACGGAACUCUAGCAUUAGUGCACUGCUUCACAGCUCAGCAGCAGAACCAGCUGAGCAGCACCCAAUGUCUUUCAACUGAACCUGUUCACAUGGUCAGUUUUAUUAGCACCCAAGCUUUGCCAACAUAUUUUUCUACUUUAGAAAGAAGUUUCAUGCUUCUCAUCCUUGGCACCAACCUUUCUCCAAGAUCAAGUUUAGCUCUCGUUUAUAUUUCCCUGCUUUGUGAUGCUUCAUCCAUUCAAUUCUCUUUGUACCAAACUAUCUUCUUCCUAAACCUGUUGAAGAUGUCUAAAACGAUUGGCAACGGGGCUUCAAAGCACCAUGCCACACUCACUGGGCGCGCACCCACUCCAGGCAAGGCAACAAUACUUGCAACAGGCAAGGCCUUCCCCAGCCAACUUGUUCCUCAGGAAUGCUUGGUGGAGGGUUAUAUGCGUGACACCAAAUGCGAUGAUGCUUCCAUUAAGGAGAAACUGGAGCGACUUUGUAAAAGCACUACUGUGAAGACAAGAUACACGGUCAUGUCCAAGGAGAUACUAGAAAAAUACCCGGAACUUGCAACAGAGGGCUCUCCGACGAUCAAGCAAAGACUCGAAAUAGCAAAUCCGGCAGUUGUUGAGAUGGCACUGAAAGCAAGCAUUGCUUGCAUCAAUGAAUGGGGUGGGUCGGUAAAAGAUAUCACCCAUGUUGUCUAUGUUUCUUCCAGUGAGAUACGCUUACCGGGUGGUGAUCUCUACCUUGCCAGUCAGCUUGGACUAAGGAAUGACGUUGGCCGAGUAAUGCUUUACUUCCUGGGCUGUUAUGGAGGCGUCACUGGACUUAGAGUUGCCAAGGACAUAGCUGAAAACAACCCAGGAAGCCGUAUCUUAUUAACUACUUCUGAGACAACGAUUCUUGGUUUUCGCCCUCCAAACAAGGCACGCCCUUACGACCUUGUGGGGGCCGCACUCUUUGGUGAUGGAGCUGCAGCUGUGAUCAUCGGAGCUGACCCUGUAAUAGGUAAAGAGUCUCCUUUCAUGGAGCUGAGCUAUGCUGUUCAACAAUUCUUGCCAGGUACGCAGAAUGUGAUCGAUGGACGCCUUUCUGAAGAGGGCAUAAACUUCAAGCUUGGGAGGGAUCUUCCUCAGAAAAUUGAAGACAACAUUGAGGAGUUUUGCAGGAAGCUUAUGUCAAAGGCUGGUCUAACUGAGUUCAAUGAUUUAUUCUGGGCAGUCCAUCCUGGUGGCCCGGCAAUACUUAACAGGCUAGAGAGCAAUCUCAAAUUAAACACAGAGAAGCUGGAAUGCAGCAGGAGGGCUCUAAUCAACUACGGGAAUGUCAGCAGUAAUACCAUAGUCUAUGUUUUGGAAUAUAUGAAGGAAGAGUUGAAGAGAGGAGGAGGGGAAGAAUGGGGACUUGCCUUAGCUUUUGGACCAGGCAUUACUUUUGAAGGCAUCCUUCUUCGUAGCCUAUAAUUAAAUCCUGCAGCUACAUAUAUGCAUUUGGUUUUUAUUUUUCAUAAUGAAGCUACUCAUGUUAUGCUGUUUCUGAUGUAGUAACUCAAAAGAAAUGAAAUCUAAGAAAU
Molecule: messenger RNA, 4005 nt
Organism: Populus euphratica (Euphrates poplar)
Lineage: Eukaryota; Viridiplantae; Streptophyta; Magnoliopsida; Malpighiales; Salicaceae
Product: Tetratricopeptide repeat (TPR)-like superfamily protein
Exons: 6
Coding region: 245-3895 (1216 amino acids)
Molecular function (GO): protein binding; acyltransferase activity
Source: RefSeq, a predicted model, not a curated record